AUGGCGGCUGGACAUAGAGCCAUCGUUAUAGAUCGCAUGUAUCUGAGGCAAGUGCCACGUCCUCGUGUUUUUCGCGAUGGGAGUAACCCUCUGGAGGACCUAAGGGAAGAGGAGAGAUUUGCUCGCUAUCGUUUCCAGCCAGAUACGAUCUACUUCAUUAUUGAUUUAUGCCAGGCAGCUGCCCGGGACACAGGCAGAUGUUUCGCAAUACCUUUGGUGUUGUGCGUUUUAUGCUACCUGCGGUUUUUGGCAACAGGAGCUUUCCAGUUAACUGUCGGUGACACUGUCAACCUGCCAGCCCACAGUAAGCAGAGUUUGCCUCCAGGCUUUCUCAACGUUGUCAGGGUAAUUGAUUGCACGCAUGUUUCAAUAAAGAAGCCAUCGGCCAAUCCAGAGGAUUACAUUGGGAGGAAAGGAUUUCCUACAAUAAAUGUUCAGGCUGUAGUUAAUGCCUCAUAUAGGAUCACAUCAGCAGUAGUGGUGUGGCCAGGGUGGACACACGAUGCACGUAUCUGGCGCCAAUGUGCACUCCGAAGGAAUUUUGAAGAUGGUGAUAUGCAAGGGUUUUACUUGCUGACAGUGGCUAUGCCUGUACAAGGUGCUGAGAUCCUGGCGUCUAUGUACCCAUUAGCAUUUAAUCAUCCUCUGAUGCAUGCUAACCUGCUUGUAACAUAG
This is a messenger RNA of Mya arenaria, 675 nucleotides long. Its product is annotated as putative nuclease HARBI1. The transcript is spliced from 5 exons. Lineage: Eukaryota; Metazoa; Mollusca; Bivalvia; Myida; Myidae. The record is from RefSeq and is a predicted model, not a curated record. Bases 1 to 675 code for a protein of 224 amino acids.